CUUCUGUGGUUAGGUCGUGAUGUCAUUCAGACUUUGCUAGAAAAUGGCGGAUGUGGCGUGAGUGAUUCAAGUGCUCUUACUCAGUCUUCCCUAAUAAUACAAGUACAAAAGUCGAAAUAGCUAUCGUUGAUUUUUGCUUGAGAAAGUCAAAAGAGUUAGAAGGAUGGAGCUGAGAGUUGGAGGCAAGUACAGACUGGGGAGAAAGAUUGGCAGUGGUUCAUUCGGGGACAUCUAUCUAGGUACCAACAUACAAACAAGGGCUGAGGUGGCUAUCAAGCUUGAGUGUGUAAAGACAAACCACCCACAGCUUCACAUAGAAGCCAAGUUCUACAAGAUGAUGCAGUCAGGAGUUGGUAUACCCUCCAUUAAGUGGUGUGGCACAGAGGGAGACUACAAUGUGCUAGUAAUGGAGCUACUCGGACCCAGCUUAGAAGAUCUCUUCAAUUUCUGUUCUCGGAAGUUCAGCUUGAAGACUGUUCUAUUAUUGGCUGACCAAUUGAUCAGCAGGAUUGAGUACAUCCAUUCCAAGAACUUCAUUCACCGAGACGUGAAGCCUGACAACUUUUUAAUGGGUUUGGGCAAGAAAGGAAAUCUGGUGUACAUAAUCGACUUUGGUCUGGCCAAGAAGUAUCGCGAUGCACGAACUCACCAGCACAUUCCUUACAGAGAAAACAAGAACCUCACUGGGACAGCCAGAUAUGCUUCUAUUAACACUCACUUAGGAAUUGAGCAAAGCCGGCGUGAUGACUUGGAGUCGCUUGGCUACAUGCUCAUGUACUUCAACCUGGGCAGUCUGCCCUGGCAAGGACUCAAGGCAGCCAACAAGAAACAGAAGUAUGAGAGAAUCAGUGAAAAGAAGAUAUCCACCCCGGUUGAAAUGCUCUGCAGAGGAUAUCCUAGUGAAUUUGCUACAUACUUAAACUUCUGCCGCUCCCUUAAGUUUGAGGACAAGCCUGACUAUGCGUACCUCCGACAGCUGUUCCGCAGUCUUUUUCACAAGCUGGGCUACACCUAUGACUACGUGUUCGACUGGAACACAGCCAGAUUGUCAAGCGGUGAUCAGAGUGCUAGUCAUGGGGUUGUUGCAGGAGCACUUCAGGGAUAUGCUGCACAUCAGGCUAUCACCCCAACAUCGAGACAGGCUAUAGCUGGGACUCCCAUCAGGAGCCACGGGAUAUCCUCUCUUCAGCAGCAGCCAUCCUCAGGAGCAAUUCCGAUGACCCGUACUCGUUCAAGGACUGACAAAGACAAGGAAUUGCCACCACACACUGGGGCUCAGCCUCACUGGUCCAUGGCUGGGGGUCAUGGCUCAGGGGCUGUAGGAGGCAUCGACUAUCAUCGCAGUGGUCAGACGAGACAAGGAUGUUGAUGUUCCUGCUGUCUUUGUUGAUUUCCUGGCAUAGUGCAAACCUUAUCCUGCUUUGGAUGGGUUCAUACUUACAUCAUGCCCGGAGGAGGUAGGACACGCAUCACGUGUGCCUUAGUAAUUAACAAUCCACGUUUAACCGCAUAGACAAGGAUUUGUGCAUGAAAAGUGCGGAUCUUCAAGCAGCCAAAACAGCAGCGAUCCCACAUUCAGCUAUCAUGUAAUGAAAGGAUAGUACUAACUUAUGGAUCAGCGAUCUCAGUGGGAUCUCGGCUCAAUAGCUUGAAAUUCACCUGAUCAAACCUAUAGUGGUUUUCACUGUACAUAGGCUACUAUGGAGAGCAGUAUAGGGGGGUUAACUCAGGUUAGUUGCCGUCUUCCAUACCAGUUUACAAUAAUUUAUUGGAGAUUACUAGAAAGUGAUGUGAGAGCACAACAGUAGAUCUACCACAGGCACCAUAUACAUGUAGCUACACUGAAAUUUGAAAGGUUAGGUCAAGAGCCUAACGUAUACAUUGUAUGCCACACAUUCCAUUGUCAUGUGACGUAUGACACAUGUCCUGCCUCCUCUGCAUUGUGCCUGUAGAUACUCACUUCUAUAACUGAGGCCAGCACGUUAUAGUAGUCUGUUUGUAUUUUCUGAGUCUGCCUGCAUGCCAUAAGCGCUGCGUUUACAGCAGGGAUAGCCUUUACACAACAACUUUAUUAUUUUUAAUAGUGGCAGAUCUCUUGAUGUAAAAACGAGCAAAAGCUAAGAAGUUCGAAUUUGCACAUUGGCUGCAUGGCUAGCUAGCUACACGUGGCCUUUAUUUGAGGUACGUAUUUACAGCUAAAGUGAUCUCGUACCAGGAUAAAGUAGAAUUAUGAUUGUGGUUGUUGCUUCUUUGCUUAUCCUGGCCGGCCCCAGCACAUACCAUGUACCAGGAGCCAUAAUUAUUUCUAAAACUCCAGGCUUCUUUGCUGUGAUCCUAGUCCACAGUGCUGCAUGUCAUCAUCUCUUUAUUUCACUCUUUGGAUUUCUAUAGAUCUACAUUAUUCAUGUCAACAGCCGAGGGUUAGCACUUCUUCAGUGCUCUAUAGUUGAUGUAUGAACAAUUAUAUGAUACAUUCGUGAUGCUAGUGGUGUGUUAAUACUCUUAGCAA
Messenger RNA from Halichondria panicea, 2509 nucleotides. RefSeq names its product casein kinase I-like. Gene Ontology annotation, biological process: endocytosis; signal transduction; peptidyl-serine phosphorylation. The transcript has 11 exons. The coding region runs from base 164 to 1369 and encodes 401 amino acids. Gene Ontology annotation, cellular component: cytoplasm; nucleus. Lineage: Eukaryota; Metazoa; Porifera; Demospongiae; Suberitida; Halichondriidae. The record is from RefSeq and is a predicted model, not a curated record. Gene Ontology annotation, molecular function: ATP binding; protein serine/threonine kinase activity.